CUCGAUUGUUCAUGCCAUCAUCACUCCUCCCACAUUGAAGUCGCCUGGGCACUCAUCAGUCGCCGCUAGAGAUACCGGUAUCUGCUUGGGUUUUCAAUCCUUGGCGGCUACAGAGUGAUCCGGUUUGGAUGUAGUUGGCAUCACUUCUGUGGAUUGCGCGACAAUCCGCAUCAACGACCACAUUCUGUUCGCCGCAUCAACGACACCAUUCUGUCGUUUCGCAACAUGCAUUUAUUCAAUCAUGCGCUCCUCAUGGCCGCCACUGUGGUCGCUGCCCUCGCUGACAUCGUGCCUUCGAACUCGACGAGCUUCUCGAACACUUUUACAUACAAAUUGUCUUUCUCAGGCGCAGCACGCCAGUUUACUGUCCAGCCACUCACCCCUCUAGACACAAUUCAGUUUCAGGGUCUGUCAGGUUAUCCAUUUCUGGCCGAUGUCAGCAACUACACAAAACUCGAUCAGCGAUACAUAGCACUGAUCUCCUGCGAUGCGUCGUCCAAUUCGGCUCCACCAAGCAUGAUAUUCGAUCAAGCCAUAAAUUUUCAAGCACUGGCGGUCGUCUUGUACUCCAUCACCUCGACAAGCUGCAAUCUCACCAAUUACAGCGGAUCAUACUCAAACAUCUUCACUACGGACAAUGCCGGGGACGCCGCUUCUCUGCUCGCAGCUGUGAUCCCCAACGCCGUGAUACAUGCUGACCUCAGCCGGAUACCGGGCAACUCCUCGCCCAAUGGCAACGGCGGUUCGGGUGCUAUGAUGAUUCCUCCAAACACCAACAUCGCCAUGAUCAUUUUGUAUUCCAUUACCGGACUCGUGACAGCGCUCUUCCUUGCCAUCAUCGUGACAGGGGCCAUACGCGCGCAUCGUAAUCCUGAACGAUACGGCCCGCGCAAUGUUACCGGACGGCCGCGUCAAAGUCGCGCACGUGGGCUGGCAAAAGCCAUGCUGGAUACAUUGCCAAUCAUCAAGGUCGGCGAAAGACAAGAGAAUGCGAAACCGACUGAUGUGGAGAUGGUCGAGGGCACACAUGGGCCUGCUGAGAUGCUGCCAGCAUCGGGCAGUUCGCAGACAAACCGUCAAGCUUCGCACUUCGAGACUGCUGCAGAGGGCGUGAUUGGAGGAAAGCAGGCAAGCUUAAACAUUGCCGGACGAGAGGAGACAGCAGCGGCUAGUGUAACGCAGCAAUCGCCUGAACUACCGGAGAGUCAAGGCUGCAGUAUCUGUACGGAUGAGUUCGAGCUGGGCCAAGACCAGCGCGUGCUGCCAUGCGACCAUCGAUUCCAUCCAGCGUGUAUUGAUCCUUGGCUGCUUAACGUUUCCGGAACGUGUCCGCUGUGUCGCAUCGAUUUGCGACCAAAGGAUCAGCGAGACGAACUGGAAGUUGACGAUCCCGAUCGCGAUGGUGCUGGAUUCGCCCCGCCUCUCAACCCAGCGGAAGAAGGGCAAAGAAAUUGGCGGGCUAGCCUUCGUCACCGAAUACUUCUCGGAACCGGCAGAGAGGAUCGUCUCAACGCGCUGCGAGAGCUGCGACGUGGUAAUCCGGCUGGGCCGAGGACCGACACACAUCCCUCACAGGAUGAAGAAGCGGAAUCCAACAUUCGCCGGCGCUUGCGAAAUACUCUUCGCGUGCGCACUCGACGCAUUGGCGAGGCGGAUCAGGAGCACGCAGAGACCUCCCCGCCGCGCGAGAAUGUAUCGGGGCCUUCACGCCCGGCAUAGACACGAUUCAAUGACUUGUUCUACACACUCUUUUUGCAGCACAAUGGCGACGGGAGCCGAGCAGACGAUUUUCACAGAGAUUCCCCAUUUUGUCCCUGCAUUUGAUUUACAUUCAUGUCCAUAAUGAUUCAAUAUGAUAUACGAACCUACAAUUCAAGCAGAUUCACAUCUC
Dissoconium aciculare CBS 342.82 is the source of this 1891-nucleotide messenger RNA. RefSeq lists its product as uncharacterized. Lineage: Eukaryota; Fungi; Ascomycota; Dothideomycetes; Mycosphaerellales; Dissoconiaceae. The transcript has 2 exons. The record is from RefSeq and is a predicted model, not a curated record. Bases 226 to 1719 code for a protein of 497 amino acids.